AUGGCCAAGGAGUUCCAAUUCAACUGGCGCCCAAACGUGCCUAGUUUGCUCCUAAAUGGCUCCGUUUUCGAUCGCUACGAUGAUGAGAGCACAUCACUGGAAGUCAACGCCCAUGUGAGGGUUGACGAAUACGGGUUCUUUCUUUAUUGGCUGAUAGAAGGCAGAGAUGCAGCUGUAUUAGAUAUCGGCCAAGUUUGGGAAGCACGUCCCUCUGGUUUACCAAAAGAUGGGCGAGUGCUGUUCGAACUCGAACAACGAGGGGCUCGUGAAACUCUAGAGGAGAGAACGAUUUGGAUAACUCACGGGCAAGAUCUCGUCAACGUUCAAAGUUUUUAUUUAGUCGCUGAGACUAUUGAAAUAGCCAAAGCUUGGCGGUUAGGUAUUAAUGAAAUUCUGAAAAAGUCGAAAACGCGACAUGUGUGCCCGACUACAAAUCUCCUUAGAUACUGGAAGUGGCUGACGCUGAGUGUGAACGAUCGUAGGAAAAUUCCGAUCAAACUACUCGUCAAGACCUUUUCUUCGGGUAAACCCGAAAAAAUGGUCCUCAAAUGUCUCAGCGAUCUUGGAUUGUGUGGAGAUAAGUACACCGUUCCACGAGUCAUGAAUCGUUCGAUGUCAAAGAAGAUCAGCCAUAUCUACAAAUGCAGCAGCAGUCGCAAGAAGAAGGAACGGGAAGAGCUGGACGUCGAAAUGUUAACUUUUGAAAAGUUCAUCCGCCUGUACAACAAAAUUUGCCCCCGCUCAGAAGUUCAGGAACUGUUUGUGAAAUUGAGCGGUCAAAAGGAGUAUCUGACGCGAGACAGGCUGACAAAUUUCUUGAAUGAAGAACAACGUGAUCCACGUUUGAAUGAAAUCCUCUUUCCUUUCUUCGACAGCACUAAGACGCAAGUAUUGAUUAGCAAGUAUGAGCAGGAUAACAACUACAUCGACAAUGGAAAAAUGUCUGGUGACGCGUUUCUUCGCUUUUUGAUGUCGGAUGAGAACUCCCCUGUCUUCUUAGAUCGUAUUGAUAUGUAUCAAGAUAUGGAUCAGCCACUCUGUCAUUACUUCAUCAAUAGUUCUCACAACACUUACUUAACGGGUCGACAAUACGGAGGAAAAUCUUCCUCAGAAAUUUACCGACAAGUUUUAUUGUCGGGCUGCCGAUGUAUAGAGUUGGAUUGCUGGGAUGGUACAGGAGAAAACAAGGGAGAACCGAUUAUCACUCACGGGAAAGCCAUGUGCACAGAUGUUUUCUUCAAGGACGUUUUGUAUCAAAUACGUGAUACGGCGUUCGAACGAUCCGACUUCCCAGUUAUUUUGUCGUUUGAAAAUCAUUGCUCCAAGUCUAAUCAACUCAAAAUGGCAAAGUAUUGUAUGGACAUUUUCGGAGAUAUGCUGCUUGCGAAGCCUUUAGACGAUUUCCCGCUCGAAGCAGGAGUGCCCCUUCCAUCUCCAAAUCGUUUGCGCAGAAAAAUCCUGAUCAAAAACAAACGAUUGAAACCGGAAAUUGAAAAGCAUCAGCUUGAUCAGUUCCUUCGUGAAGGAAAGCUGGACGAAGAGGAUGAAAUCGUAGAAACUCCUGAAGUGGUCGGCGAGGAUUCAGUGUCACCUCGUGAGUUUAUUUUUCCAAAGGGAAUUACAAGAAAGACAUUAAUAGAGUCGAAAAAGGAAGAUGCGUCCGCGUCCGCCUGGAGAUCAAAGAGCACAUCCAGAAGUGAAAACAUCCCAGGCAAAGAAUCGGACGAAGCACAUCCCGAGCUCAAGCAAAAUUUCAUUUCUAAGAAUUUGAAAUCGUUGGGCUUUACCAAAAAGCAGCCUGUACUGACCAAAGAAGAAGAAGAGCGCAUAUUUGCUGAAUACCAUUACACAGGAGCAACGACUAACAUUCAUCCUUUGCUGUCGUCACUGAUCAAUUACACCCAUCCAGUGAAAUUCAGUGGAUUUGAUGUCGCGGAAAGUAAUAACCUGCACUUCCACAUGUCAUCGUUCUCCGAGUCCACUGGUCUUGGAUAUCUGAAACAGUGCGCGCCUGAGUUUGUCAACUAUAACAAGCGCCAGCUGAGUAGGAUAUAUCCGAAAGGUGCCAGGGUGGAUUCAAGCAAUUUUCUGCCACAGAUUUUUUGGAAUGCUGGCUGUCAGAUGGUUGCACUGAAUUUCCAAACUCCUGAUGUAUAUAUGCAGUUGAAUAUGGGCAAAUUUGAGUACAACUGUGGAUCUGGGUAUUUGCUGAAGCCUGAUUUCAUGCGCCGACCCGAUAGGACCUUUGAUCCAUUUUCUGAAUCUCCUGUUGAUGGUGUGAUUGCGGCCCACUGUAGUGUUCGGGUGAUUUCGGGACAAUUUCUGACAGACAAAAAGAUUGGUACGUAUGUGGAGGUCGAAAUGUAUGGCUUGCCAACAGAUACUAUUAGAAAGGAGCAUAAGACCAAAGUUAUCCCAGCCAAUGGACUCAAUCCUGUCUACAGUGAAGCUCCAUUCGUCUUCAGAAAGGUAGUGCUACCAGAAUUGGCUGUUCUACGGUUUGCUGUUUACGAUGAGAAUGGGAAGCAACUGGGACAGCGCAUUUUGCCUUUGGACGGUCUUCAGGCUGGAUAUCGGCAUAUAUCCCUUCGAUCUGAUACUAAUCAAACUAUGGUUCUUGCUCCAACGUUAUUCGUUCACAUUGUCAUCAAGACUUACGUACCUGACGAGCUGAGCGGCUUGGUUGAUGCUUUGGCCGAUCCUAGAGCUUACCUUUCUGAGCAGAAGAAACGGCAGGAAGCGCUAGCGCAUAUGGGUGUUGACGAUAGCGAUAUAGUAGAGGUACCUGCCGGAAAAGCUGCUGCGGUAAAAGGUAAAGUCCUUCAAAAAACCAACGGCUCGGCUGCAAAUUUGUUAAGCGAAAGGGAAAAUCCACCAUCUUCUGCUCGCUCAGAUGGUUGUGCAGCCGCAUCCGGCACAUCCAAAGUCAACAACGAAGCGGCGCCUGCUUCGGUAGACAAGUUUAAGGUCGAACCAAUUGAUGUGGACGAACUGAAAAAGGACAAAGCGUUCGCAAAACUCCUGAAAAGAUUCCAGAAGGAUAGUGAGGAAUUGAAAAGAAAGCACCAAAAGCAGCGUGAUAGCAUUCAAAAGCAACAGGUCCGAUCUCUUGUCAAUGUGCAAACUGAUGAAUGGUCAGCGAUGAUGCGACGUCAUGAAGCAGAGGAAUUUGAACUGAAGAAAUCACAGCUGCGAGAACAGACCGAAACGCUCAGGAAACUUCUGUUAGAAGCGCAGAAGGCACAAAUGCAAGGUCUCAAACUGCGACUCGAAAGCGAAACCAAGGAGCUCAAGCAAACGCAGACCAAGAAGAGCAUGGAAGAUGCUAAAAUUCUCAACCUCGACAAAGGAAUAAAAACAAAAGCAGAAAGGGAGCGAAGGUUGAAAGAGCUACACGAGAAAAACUUAAAAAUGUUUGUCGAGGAGAGAAAACGAUUAGCAAAGAAGUUGGUCAAAGCGGAGAAACAUGAGGAGCAGCUUGCAAAACGACAUCAGGACCAGCUUGAUCAGCUUGACAAAGAAGCCGCUCGGGCGCUGGAACAGGAAGAAGCCAUUUUCAAGGAAGAUCAAUUGUCUUCUAAACCAGCGUCAUUGGUCUAA
Haemonchus placei is the source of this 3600-nucleotide messenger RNA. Lineage: Eukaryota; Metazoa; Nematoda; Chromadorea; Rhabditida; Trichostrongylidae. The record is from the annotation of a GenBank genome assembly.